This is a messenger RNA of Corticium candelabrum, 1552 nucleotides long. RefSeq names its product tubulin beta chain. Lineage: Eukaryota; Metazoa; Porifera; Homoscleromorpha; Homosclerophorida; Plakinidae. Bases 39 to 1388 code for a protein of 449 amino acids. The transcript has 5 exons. Gene Ontology annotation, molecular function: GTPase activity; GTP binding; structural constituent of cytoskeleton. Gene Ontology annotation, cellular component: cytoplasm; microtubule. Gene Ontology annotation, biological process: microtubule cytoskeleton organization; mitotic cell cycle. The record is from RefSeq and is a predicted model, not a curated record.
AGUCGCCCUUUGUCGUUGCUGUGUUUGUGACAUACAACAUGCGUGAAAUCGUUCAUCUUCAAGCAGGUCAGUGUGGAAAUCAAAUCGGCGCCAAGUUUUGGGAGGUAAUCUCGGACGAACACGGCAUCGACCCGACAGGCACAUAUCACGGCGACUCCGAUUUGCAACUAGAACGCAUCAACGUGUACUACAAUGAGGCUACAGGUGGAAAAUACGUACCGCGAGCUGUUUUGGUAGAUCUGGAACCAGGAACGAUGGAUUCGGUUCGAUCUGGCCCAUUCGGUCAAAUUUUUAGACCAGACAACUUCGUUUUUGGUCAAAGCGGUGCUGGUAACAACUGGGCGAAGGGGCAUUAUACAGAAGGAGCAGAACUCGUGGAUUCCGUUCUUGACGUUGUCCGGAAAGAAGCGGAGAGCUGUGACUGCCUUCAGGGAUUUCAACUGACUCACUCGUUGGGAGGCGGAACCGGAUCCGGAAUGGGUACCCUUCUCAUCUCCAAAAUUCGAGAAGAAUAUCCGGACAGAAUUAUGAAUACGUUCAGUGUGGUGCCGUCACCAAAAGUCAGUGACACUGUUGUUGAGCCAUACAAUGCCACGCUCUCGGUUCACCAACUUGUUGAAAACACCGACGAGACUUAUUGUAUUGACAACGAGGCUUUGUAUGACAUCUGUUUUCGUACUCUAAAGCUGACGACGCCAACGUACGGUGACUUGAACCAUCUUGUUUCAGCUACGAUGAGUGGAGUCACCACUUGCCUUCGGUUUCCUGGUCAACUGAAUGCCGAUCUUCGAAAACUAGCCGUCAACAUGGUACCGUUUCCUCGUCUCCACUUCUUCAUGCCAGGAUUUGCUCCUCUCACCAGCCGUGGCUCACAACAGUAUCGUGCCCUGACGGUUCCCGAGCUCACGCAGCAGAUGUUUGAUGCUAAGAACAUGAUGGCUGCAUGUGAUCCUCGUCAUGGCCGAUACCUAACAGUCGCGGCAAUGUUCCGUGGGCGCAUGUCUAUGAAAGAGGUCGACGAGCAAAUGCUAAAUGUCCAGAACAAAAACAGCAGCUACUUUGUUGAGUGGAUCCCUAACAACGUCAAGACAGCCGUCUGUGAUAUUCCACCACGGGGUCUCAAGAUGUCGGCUACUUUCAUUGGAAACAGUACAGCUAUUCAAGAACUAUUCAAGCGUGUCUCCGAGCAAUUCACUGCCAUGUUUCGUCGAAAGGCCUUCCUUCACUGGUACACCGGUGAGGGAAUGGAUGAAAUGGAGUUUACUGAGGCUGAGUCAAACAUGAACGAUCUCGUGUCUGAGUAUCAACAAUACCAGGAUGCUACUGCUGAAGAGGAAGGUGAGUUCGAUGAAGAGGAAGGUGAAGGUGACGGCGAAGAUGCUGCCUGAAGUGAUGCACUCAUAUCAGUACACAAACUAUAUGCAUGCAAGACCUAUUUAUCUAUAUCGAGAGUUGCUAUUUACAAUCAGAGUUGAGAAGAGAGUUUUAUGUCUAUUAGACGUAAUACAAAUUACAGAGAUACUGCUGACUAUAUGACAAUAAUCAUGUGACU